GUGAUGUCCUGUUUGGGGUCACUUGUGAUUUGUUCAUUGCUGCUAUUCUGCAAAGGAUGCAGGGUGAACGCGCGAGCGCUGUGGAGGACGAUGUGUGUGAAGUUUUGGGAAAGCUGUAUGCGAUGGAGGCUUCACCACAUCCGAGGAGAGGCUGGGAGAGGACAGUGGCGGCCAUCGGUAAAUGUUUGAAGAGGCAAGCGACGUUGCCAAGCAAGCCCGGUGGUGGCCAUUGGACAAAGGAGGAGCAGUUGGACAAGGGAGUGUUUUUGCCAAAGCAGCAUUGCCCUUUUGAAGGCUGUUCGUGGAGAGGGCAGGUGGCGGAUGAGACCUUGGAUCAUGUGGCGGAGGCACAUUACACCCCUGAAGUGGCCGAGGCAGUUCAAGCUUUAGGUGCCGUGGCAUUUAAGGCUGCGUUGCAUACGGUCUUGAAUGCAGCAGUCAGUUGGUCAUGCAAGCAGGGAGUUCCAGUGGUAUCCAUUGCUCAGGACCGGCGCGCGCUGAGGGUCUUCCAUGAAAGUGUAACUCAUGCAGACUUACAAGCCCUGAUUUGCUUCUGUUGCGGCUGUGUGCACCCGCAUUUGCCCGGAGAGCCGAGGCAGAAAAUUAGCUGGAAGCAAGCUGGGAAGCCUGUGCCUGGCAAGGAGGAGGUGUUUGAAACUUUUUUGGGGCUGAGCCCGCAGCAAAUAGAGGAGUUUUUCGGGAUGGAGACAUUCUUGAGGAGGUUUGGCAGUUGUGGCCCUGGGUUUCCGAACCUGCAGGAGGUGGUGUGGCAGAGGGAGUUGGAAGAUUGGCAGUGCAUUGUACCGUUCGAGAUCGGGGAUGUGCGGAUCUUGUGCAAUCCAGAAGAUCGGCGGUGUCAGUUGGAACAUGCUGCAGAUAUAUGCUCGCAGUGUGAGGUUCCGAUAUGUUGUUCCUGCCAGAAGGCAUUGCAGAAACGAUCUCCGGAGAUGCCUGUUAGGGCUUUGAGCAACAACCUUUGGACCGGCUUUGCAGCACCUAUGCUGGCAGUGGAGGACGUGAGCUACUUGGAAGCGGUCUUGGCUUCUCCUUGCAUGCUUUCCCUUGUUUGCUUCUCAUUGGAGGUAAAGCAUGGCAACGUGAUGUUGGAAAAAGCGCAGCAUCAGAGGAUGGAAAGUGUGAUGCAAAGGGCCCUGGAGCUUCCGGAAGAUGGUGUUUUGGAGGAGUUGGUGGCGUUGGCGCGCCAAAGUCAGUCUGAUAUGGAAAACCUGCAGGCAGCGAAGCAUGGCACGCCUCCGCUUGGUGAGCGCGAGAAGGCUCGUGCGUUUGAAGGGGUGCGUCCCUCGGCGGAUGUGGCUGCAGCUGUUCGGGGAGAAGAGAUGCACGUAUUCACUGGCAGUGAGAUGGUGGAUCAGUUCACCAGCGACUUCUUUUGCCAGGCAUUUCCUUUCGUCUUCAAGGGGCAGUUGGCCAUGCCGGACAUGGAGAGGCAGCCCAGGCGACGGGCAGUUGCCGUGGAGUUGGCAGAGUUCACGGAGCUAAUGGGGCAGCGGGUGGAACAUCAGUUUGGUGGAGAUUGGUGCUUUUCGUAUGUUCGAUGGAAUUACUGGUUCAGGCAACAGCUGCAUCGUGCAAGAGGGCUGUCCCUACGGCGUAUAGGCCUAUCCCAGGAGGCUUUGCGAUUGCUGCAGGAGGCGAGACACAUCAUGGGGAAGCUGCAUGGCACAAGUGGUGUGAGGACUUUGAUGAGGUAUCGGGCCAAGGCUAUGCAAGUUGCGUAUGGUGCACCCGUGUUUGUGACGUUGAGUCCAGCAGAAAAGCAUAACUACUUGAUGCUUCGCCUAGCAAGGUGGCGCCGAACAGACCCAGCGGUAGUGCAAGAUCCUUCGCUGCAGAAAGUGAGUGGCAGGCCGUUUGCAGCCAGGAGGUGCCUUUGGGCGGUCAUUGAAAGUUUGCAGCAAGUGGCCACGCUGGAGGAACUUGGCCAGAGGAUUGUGGCGGAGGGCGAGGCAGUGGUGGAGGCGUUUUGUUUCAAGCAGCAUGUUUGCAUGCAAGAGCAUGCGAUGCCCAGCAGAUGGGAUGAAGGUGAGAGGGCCCGCGUGGAGGAGGCUUGGCCUGAUUACAGUGAGAGGGAAGAUCUGUUGUUGUUGCCUCAGUUUUUUGGAGAUGCCGUGGAGGAAUGGGGCCUGACGGAGGAAGAGAUGGUGUCUGAAGGGGAAGUCUGGAAGCAGAAGUACAGAGGGGAUGUGCAGGAGGUGCAGAUGACGCGGCAACAUCAUAUCCACCCAAAAGAUAAGAAGGGGGAAAGGCAGCCUCUGGCUGGGUGCAGGAAAAGUGAGAACAAGAGCCAGUGUCGUGCAGGGUAUCCUAUGGACAGUCAAGUGACGUCGGAGGGCAUGGUAGUGUGCCCGGGAGUAGCGGAAAAAUUUGGCUUGGCUUUGACUGGAAGGCGGAACUCACUAGGUAGCUUGUUUGGACCACGAAGCUGUCCGUGGCUGAAUGGCAGUCAUCCGGCAUUGCUAGCUGCUGGCAGACACAACUCGGAUGUGCAGUUGAGUUGCAGGUUGCCGCUUUGCAAACAGAGCCACUGGAGUCUCUGCAGUAAGCAAUGUGUGGAGCAGGUGAGCAGGAGACAUGCCCAACGGAUUGUGGCCGACUGCUUCGUUCGGGGCAUCGUGCGAGGGGCCGUCGAAACAGAGAACCUCAACAUGCAUGCUGUGGCGACGCAGUGGGACCCUUGUGCGGCUGAAUGCAUGCAAACUUUUCGGACAGCGGUGUUGCCUGGAGCGGCGCUGUUGGAGGUCAUAGAGCGCGCCUCAGAGGGCAAGUCUUUGAGAGGCAUGAAGGGCAAUCUGCAAGUGGUGCAAGGUGAAGUGGUGCUGCGGGACUUGGCCCUUCUGUAUGGUUUGAGAGGAAGUGAGGUAGCUGUGGCUUAUUUAAGCCCGUAUGAAUUUGUGCGUUACUGGGAAGUGAAGUUGGUAGCAGUUGUUGGCCAGGAGCCUGGGCGAUGGAGGAGGGUGGUGCGUUUCCCCGAGUCUGUAGAGUUUCCAGAGUUGAGCAGGAUGUGGUGCAUGGUUGAAAGAUUGCAUCCCGUGGCGCCUGAAUUCAGAGGGUGUCCAGUAGGACGGCCAGGAGCGAUGACGCCAGAAGGACGAGCGCAGCUGCUGUUGGUGUAUUUUACGCCUUGGGUGCUGGACGGGAGCAUGGAGAGGCCGCCGCAUGUGGUGCACGCGCAGCAGUUGCAGGCAGCAGGAGACGAUGGGCAGAGAAAGUCGUGGCAGGAGGGUUUGAAUGCUUACCUGAAGAGAGGUGGAGAGGAUGAAAGUGACGAUGGGGAGCAGGAUGUUGAGCUCCAGCCGUCGGAGGCAAUCUUGGAGAUGGUCUUACCUACGAAGAUUGGAGGGGAUCCGCGAAGAAGGGCUGGUUUGACGCACUUUGAGAACAGCUCUCAGGCCUUUGAGCGAGUGCAUGUGCUAUGGCCGGAAAGUGCAACAACUUUUGGAGUCCAUGACAGCAUAAGGCAGCACCGGUGGAAAGACUGCAGUGGAUUGUUGAGCAGUGUGAAGAAGUUGGGCAAGAACAAGCGAAAGAGGGAGACAGGGGAGGGCAGAGAGGAAGUAGAGGCGCGAGAGGAGAGGACGGCAAAGAAGAGCAAGAGCCCGCCCUUGAUGCUGUUAGUGCACGGCGGGCCAGGCACGGGCAAGUCCGCCGUGAUUUUUGCGUUGAAAAAGUUUUACGUCGAUGUGAUGAAGUUCGAGAUUGGGCACGAGCUUUUGAUUGGAUCCCUGCAAGCGUCUGUCGCAGCCAUGCUUGGUGGUGAGACACUGCACCACAUUGCCGGCAUCAAUCCAUAUCACUCGCAAGGUUCAGGUUCAGACAUGAGUCAGGAAGUGAAGCAGAAGGAGGUCAGUAGGAGGCUGGCAUUUGCGCGCCACUUGGUCAUAGAUGAAGUUUUUAUGCUUAGUGCGGGGUUCUUUGCAGAAGCGGAGGCGCAUAUCAGAGCAAAGGUGCCGCAGAAUAGCCUGGAGUUAUUGUGGGGGCAAGGCGUGGAGUUGAUCGAAUUUCUGGAAGUCUACCGGUGCAAGGACCCUUGGUGGCAGCAGGUCUUGGAGGAGUUCCGUGUCAUGGAUGUUACGGCGAACACUCAUGCGUUCUUGCAUGGUUUGGAGACGACAGUGCCGGGAUCUUAUUUGAAGGGGCAGCUUCUCUGUGGGAAUAUGAAUUGCAGGGACUUGGAACAGAAGUGGCAAUUGCUCAAGCAGAAAGGUGCAUCCUGGGAACAAUGCCGAAGCUUGGAAUGUGCAGUGUGCUCGCUGGAACGUCAGAGUCGGUGCAGAGUCUUGCAGGAGAGGGCCCCUAGUGCGUACGUGUUGGGGGACGCUCCUGUGGAUGCAGCACUGGCGCUGGAAGGCUUCAAGGAGGCUCCGUGUAUAGUGCCAAACAAUGACACACGCACUGAGAUCAACAAGGCGCGCAGUCUGCGCUUCGCGGCAGAGAGAGAGGAACAACUGCAAUGGUGUAUGGCGGAAGACAUCAUUUCAGCAAAAGCUUUGCAGAUAGAGCCAGAGCUGGGAAGGCGGAAGGUGGAGUUCUUGCGCCGCACGGAUAAAUCAUGUGGUGACCUCUCUGGCAUCGUUCCCUUAGUGAAGCAGAUGCCUGUAUUUCUGACCCAGCACGUUGACAGGGAUCCAGAAAGGAAUCUUUUGAAAGGACGCCGUGGCUUCGUGGAGGACUGGAUUUUGGAUAAGGAGGAGGUGGAAGGAGACCCUACAGCAAAGGAAGUUGUGCUGACCAGGCCGCCAGUGUGCGUGAUUCUAUGCUUCCCUGAAGGGACGUGGAAGCUACCGGGGCUGGAGCCAGGAAGUUAUCCAAUCCAAGUUUGGAAGCAGGAUUGGUACGUUGACCAGAAACAGCGCUAUCCCAAGCUACGCGUAACCAGGAGACAGCUGCCAUUUUGCCCUGGUUUUGCUGGCACGGCGAAUUUUGCGCAAGGUCAAAACUUAGGGAAGGUAUUUGCUGAUGUUAGUAUUGCCGAUGGAACCUCAGGGCAAACUUGUUAUGUGGCACUCUCGCGCGUCAGCAUGCGGCAGGAUAUUUUUUUGUUGAGGGAGUUUCCGCGGGAGAUGUUCAGCAAGGCGGGGAAGGCAAUCCCGGAGUUGCUGUUGCAGCAUUUGAAAAAUGAGCAGAUCGAUUGGGCCAGAGUGACGGAUGACUUGCUGGGGCCGGAGACGCAGUCUCGGUCUGCAGGUUGGCAACCUUGGCUAGAGUGUCACACCUGUGGUUUGAAGCCAGUAGCAGAUUUUGCAGACGUCGAGCUGGAAAGAGGUCGUGACAGGCGGAGCGUUGGCGUGGGAGAAGAGAGGCAGCAGGGUGGGGAGGAAGGCAGCGAAGCGUGCGGGUUGCGAGUUGCGGCAGAGGAAGAGGCGGUCGCUAUGCGGCUGGGAGCAGUGACGAAGGCUGUUGCUGAGAUGGAUCUGGCAGGCCUAGGCCAGUUGGCCACCCAAGAAGCUGUGGACUCCUACAUCGCUUCUGCAGGGGAAGCCUUGGAGACACGAGCCAACCAGGUGCUUCAAGCUUAUGGUUGGCUGGGAGAUGUUCCGCCUGGUGAGAAGCUGAAGGCGAUGGUGACUUGGCCACUUGAAAAGGCAGAAGAAACUCAAGGCCUGGUGUUGAAGAAGUGGGAAAGCAUUUGGGGAAACCUGCCCCCAACGGCACAGCAGCACCUAGACGCAGCCAGCUUCAAGAAAGCAUUUCUCUUGGAUGAAGGGUUCUCGCUGGCCAAAAAGCAUCUGCAGCAAGAGAAAGCAGCAGAAGGGUCUCCAGCAAAGCGCCCCCGGCAGGAUCUGUUGCCAAGCGUUCCUGCAGGGCUGGCAGGACAGACCAUAGAAGAGAUUCUGCAGAAUGGGCGCAGUGCCAACCGCUUGAAGUGCUGGGUCCUGGCAGCAACAGGCUCCCCGCAAGCCCGCAAAACAGGGAGAGGCAAACCAUCCAACAUUGUCAGCAUCCUUGUGAGUGAUGGCAAGAUGGAUGCAGUCAUCACCUGUUGGGGAGAAUGUGCCAAGACUCUACACGAUGGAGCUUCAGGCCGCCAAGGCCAACACAUUGCCUUGGCUCCACUGGGCGCAGGCACUAGGAAUCCUCGAAUGGGUUUGCCAGAGCUGCUGGGCGGACGUGGUUUGACAAUCGAGGUGGUAGCAGAUGGCGAAGAAGAAGGGGUGCCUCCGCCAAGCUUCUUGCCCUUGCAGCAGCUGGCAGAGGUUGGCGAUUGGGCGUCAGUGAACAUCCAGGGCCGUGUGCUAGAAAUCAUGCCUGGGGGUGACUUCAAAGUGGUUGACGAUUGCGGCGUAGCCGUCCGCGUGCACGCGGAAUUGGCACGCCUCCCGCAGCUUCAGGAAGGGCAAAAAGUCGAUCUGCUGCUUGCAACCAAAAGCAGCAGAUUCGCCAACGUCUCCAUCUCGAGCUUCACGGCCAUCCGGCCGGGGGAGCAGCUGGAUCCCGAAGCUGUGGCCCUGCCUUCUCGGGUCAUCUUCGCCUUGUGGAAAGAUUUCCUGUGGUUGCUUACAGCCCUUGAAAGCACCAGCUGCGGCCCGUCUGCGGGAGAGCCUGUGCAGAAGGUGCAUGCAGAAUUCAAGAACAGAUGGAAGACGGGUGCCCUUCGGGGCACGCCUUCGCUGGCGGAGGCCUUGUGCAGAAGCUGGCCAUCGUGGAUCUGGAUGGAGAACAUUGCAGCUGCUGUGUCCAAACGGUUGCGCCGAGCAGACGCAGGUGGCCCAUGGAGGUAUCCGAGGUGGAUCUGGAUGGAGAACAUUGCCGCUGCUGUGUCUAAACGAUUGCACCGAGCAGACGCAGGUCAUGUUGGUUGGAAGAUCUAUGCUUCGCCCAUUCGACUGUUGAUGACAGCGGUCGCAGGUGGAUCUGGAUGGAGAACACAGCAGCUGCUGUGUCCAAACGGUUGCACCGAGCAGACGCAGGUGGCCCAUGGAGGGAUCCGUGGUGCGACACAAACGCACGAACAGGUGACAGCCAUGGCAGCGACACUGCUGCAAGAAUAUACUUGGGAAAUACCCCAAGUACACCGGCGAGCGUCGCGGACAGUGGCUCCGCGUCAGCUGCGGAAGACAAGCAAGGGCCUGGUGGCGGUGAUGAGAUCGCAGAACGUCCUCAAUUCUGAGAAUGCGAAGGAGUGGCUGCAGCAAAUCGACGCUGCGCCACCAGCCCCUAUAGCCUCCGUGUGGACUGAGGUCGAUGCUUGGUUUGUGCAGCGGGGCCACCAGUUUGCCGUGGAAGGGGUGCGUCCCCUUGCCUCGCUGUGGGGGUCGGCAGAAGAGUUACCGCCAAAUCUGGCAGUGUCCUUAGCAAUGCAUGGGCAGCUGGCCUUGCCAGAACAACCGGUGUUCGCAGAAGAAGAAGAAUGGCGUCUGUACCCUUUGAACUUCGCUCCACCAACCCCAACGGCAGCCGCGAACCAAGCCGGGUUGCACAAGUCCGUGCCUCACUGGAACAAAGGAUGGAAGAUCGAAUAUCACGGAUCGAGCCUAUACGGGAUCAGCAGCGCCAUCGCGGUGGGCGAGGUGUUCCCCAGUGAGCCCGAUACUGCGGCCCAUCGCUCUGCUUGUGGAAGAGGCGCCUAUUCCACAGGUUCGUUGAAGAUGGCAGCUCGAUAUGCGAUCACUCACUAUUUUCACGACCCGCUUGCGCCAAUGCAUCCUUGGGUCGUGAAGAUGGUGCUGUUGAUUGGCAUUCCCAGCGACGGGGGUGACUUGCCGGUGGCAGCAUGGGAGCAACAAGACAGAAGUGGCCUCUCGAAGUCCGAGAAGAAGAGAACCCCCGCCUUCAAGCUCACCGAGGACGACGACAGGCUCAGCAAGCGCCAGAUGCGUUCAGAACAAGGAGGACGUGCUCGUGAGAAGGACUGGACCACUGAGGCUUUGGACUACAGUCAAUCCACAAGCGGAAUUGCCUUGGGCGCGGCCAUUACGUUGAGUCUGAAACGGGUGAGAUCCACAGUGGAUGCUUUGGCCUGUCUAUGUGGUGGGAUGGGUUUGGUCGCCACGCUCCCUGGGGCGUACGCCUCGGGGCGCUGGGUGGCCAAUGAGAAGCGAUCCUUCUGCAAGUGGAGCUCAACCUUCAAGGGGCCAGAAGUGGCCAUGUGUGGAACAAAAAGAGGGGCGGUGUGGCCGGGCAGCGAUGCGUUGAGCCCAAUGCAGAAGCAAAGCUGCACGGUACGGUUCUGGAGCUUCCUCCAGAUCGUGAAGCAGUUGCAGCAGAUCUUCCUUGAGUUCCAGGUACGGUUCUGGAGCUUCCUCCAGAUCGUGAAGCAGUUGCAGCAGAUCUUCCUUGAGUUCCAGGUGGCACUCGGAAAGCGCAGCAAAGCAGAGAAAGCAGGCAAGGAACAUGAGACAAGAAAAGGAGACCGCAAGCAUCAGGACAAGAAGAAAGGGAAGCAAAAG
Messenger RNA from Cladocopium goreaui, 8408 nucleotides. The record is from the annotation of a GenBank genome assembly. Lineage: Eukaryota; Dinophyceae; Suessiales; Symbiodiniaceae.